Sordaria macrospora k-hell is the source of this 699-nucleotide messenger RNA. Its product is annotated as mitochondrial 37S ribosomal protein bS21m. The record is from RefSeq and is a predicted model, not a curated record. Gene Ontology annotation, molecular function: structural constituent of ribosome. Gene Ontology annotation, biological process: translation; mitochondrial translational initiation. Lineage: Eukaryota; Fungi; Ascomycota; Sordariomycetes; Sordariales; Sordariaceae. Gene Ontology annotation, cellular component: mitochondrial small ribosomal subunit; ribosome.
AUGGAGCUCCGUUCAGCACUCCAGUCCGUCUGCCGCACGACGGUAGCGGCCGCCUCCAUGGCCAGCGCCGCCCGGCCCAACAUGGUCGUCGGUCGCCAUACUGCCUUCUUCUCUACCAGCGCCCGCGCGCAAUACCCGCCGCCGCCCAACCCCUACGUUUCGGGCAAGUUGCGCAUCGAUUCUCUCCGAGCGGCUCUCGCGAACCGGAAGCCCGGCGGCACCACCACCUCAUCCUCCUCUGCUCUCCCUCCCCGUCCCCCCUCCGCCAACGACAACCCCUGGACCAUCGUCGACGCCAUCAACAAGGACAGCAGCGCCCCCUCUUCUUCGGGAAGCGGCACCCUUUACUCCUCCAGGCACUCCCCCAGGCACUCUUCCUCGCCCAUGCAGACCUGGAACGAGACCGAUUUCGAGACCCGCCACAUGGCUCCCCAGCAGGAGCUCAACAUCCGCCUCCGUCCGUCAACGGGCAGGACGUUCUACGUGUCGGGACAUCAGGAUUUCGCGACCGCGCUGAAGCAGCUGAACAGGGCGGUUGCGAUGAAUCAGGUGAGGAAGGAUGUGCGGUUGCAGAGGUUCCACGAGCGUCCGGCGCUCAAGAGGAAGAGGAAGCUGAGAGAGAGGUGGAGAGUUCGCUUCAAGGAUGGCUUCAAGGCGGCGGUUAACAGGGCCUUCGAGUUGAAGAACCAGGGGUGGUAA